Molecule: messenger RNA, 2977 nt
Organism: Brassicogethes aeneus
Lineage: Eukaryota; Metazoa; Arthropoda; Insecta; Coleoptera; Nitidulidae
Source: the annotation of a GenBank genome assembly
CGGUCAACGAUAAAACUAAGUCGUUUGCCAACAACAGUUCCGUGCUAAAUUCUCUACCAGCCGGUCGCCAUUCCAUGCUUUGAGAUCGGCAGAUAAGACUAAUUAAGAAACGACCUGUGGGGCGAGGAAUUUCCCAAUUAGAUAUUUUCGAUUUUUCUCAAAACUAGUUCCCCCCGACUAACAAGGAUCAAACCAGUUGCGGCCAUUUUCAACGCUACCGCGGGCGGCGAACGCAUCAAUAUGGUGGUAACGUCUUAAUAAUGUUCUCAACAGGACGAGAGGACUUGCUUUUGUGAUGUGCGCGCAUCUUGUGCUUCAACAAACCACUCUACUCGAUUCUAUUGCCCUUAAAACGACGUUUUUUUCUACAAGUAAGAAAUUAUUGUUGAUACUCCUUGUGGAAUUUUUAUAGCCAUUUUGGAGUUUUUUCCAUCAGUUUAUUUGGAAAAUUAUUGUGUAUUUAAGGAUAGACCAUCACAAGGAAGAAGAUCAUCAAUAUGGAGUAAAGAAGACUUACUUUUGGUUUCAAAGGAUCAAUUAUUUUUGCAGCCGCUUUAGGCUCAAUAUUUUCCUGUGGCUGUUAAAUCCAAUGCGUCAAGCUGUUCGGGGACGUGGAAAGAGUUCUUCAUCCCUUCGAGUUGUCUAGCAGACUCUCGAGAGUGUUCCCUGGGACUAGCCUGGCCAGUUUUCACCAAGCCACCGGAGCGGGGACUUCCACCGGGGUGACGUGGUGGUCCAUGAUGAACGGCAGCCUAUACGAAGAAAGCCCCCCACCUGCCCCCCAGAGUGCCGCCACGCCGAUCAGCAACAGCGGAAUGACAAGCCCGGCGACGGUGCCACCUCCGGCAGCCACCACGUCGGCCACGUCCAGCUCGUCGCCGGCCAGCGUGACCAGCAACAGCGGCUCUGCAGGCCCGCUUCACAUUCCCGCCAAAAGAUUGACCUCCGGAGGCGGCUACGGCGAGUGUGCAGAGCCCAGUGUUAUUAGGCAUUCGCAUCAUGGCCAACCGUGGAAUUAUUCGCCGUCAGAGAACCACCAUGCCGGAGCCACCGCAUUCGACUCUUCGGUGGCUCUGAACCAUCAGCAUUACAAUGGCCCCACGUACUAUAAUUUGGCAGCUGAUCCCACAGGGACGCGGGACGGCCGAAAGGCUUCCACGUUACCCUUCUGGUCUCCGGCAGCCACAGCCGGCACCGCCACCCCCGAGUAUAAGACGGAAUACAAGUAUAGCAGCGUGUCGGCAGGCCCUAGCGCUGAUCCCACCGUCUCCAGCUGCCACCAGGGUUUUUCUGGCAGCUCCUGGUGCAAUUAUUCUCCGUACUCUUCGGCAUCCAGACAUCAGCUGGACGCCCACCAGGCCGUCCCAUACCUCACGCCGGCCGAUGACCGAGGACGAGCAGCUGCUGCCGCCGCCAUGGUGGCCGAAACCGCCUCAUUCGCUCAUGCUUACGACAGCGGACACGGCCUAAGAAACUACGGACCAGAACCAGUUCCAUCCACACCUUACCCUCCUCCUGUUAUGUGGGGUACAUCCCCAUCCUUGUUUGCUUCAGGUUCGCUAGGCUCGAUGGGUGUAAGCGUGCCGUGCGGGACCGGAGCGAACCCGUUGGAAUGGACCGGGCAGGUGACCGUAAGAAAAAAGCGCAAACCGUACUCAAAAUUUCAGACGCUCGAGCUGGAAAAAGAGUUCCUGUUUAACGCGUACGUGUCAAAACAGAAACGGUGGGAGCUGGCGCGGAACCUAAACCUGACGGAGAGACAGGUAAAGAUUUGGUUCCAAAACAGACGAAUGAAGAACAAGAAGAAUUCGCAGCGCCAGCAAUCUUCGACGCAAAAUAACAAUAAUUCGGUGACGAAUAAUCAAAAUCAUCACCAUCACGCGGCCAAUCACCACGUGCACUCGCAACAUCACGUGGUGAAUCACCACGUUUCGGCGAACGGGACUUUAAAACAUCAUCAGUGACCUAUGGCGUUUUCCGGGGUCGUAUUGGGCCAUCACCAUGGUCUAACGACCUAGGCCUUCUAGUUUAUUAGUUUAAGUGUCAAACGUUCUGUUUUUUUACAUUAAUUAUUGUUUUUGUUUUGUUUUUUUGAGGGCGCAGUACCACGGACCCUGUAAUACGAACGUUUUUCUUUGCAGUGCCAAAGAGGUAAAUUAGAAUUUGUUAGGUAUGUGAAUUUAUAUGGAACUGAUUAAAGACUUUUAAUUUACAUUUAGUUAUUAUUAGGGCUUGUGCAAAUCAUUUGUAUAUUGAGUGCAAAGCACGGAAUUCAAGUCCGCACCAGAUUUAAGGUGUAAGCGACUUUUAUGUAUUUAAAAAUAAAUAAUGUACGUGAUGAUACAUAAUAAUAUUAAUUAAUAAAAAUUCAUGCAGCAUGUAAGACUUACUGUACAUACGUCGACUGUCAUUUUUGUCAUAGAUUGUAAUUCGUUGGUAUGUUAAUCUGUAAUCAGUGUUGCCUGUAGUUUGAAUGUAUAGUAAAUUAUUGCAGGUAUAGAAAAGCUAACUAUUAUGAGCCAUAUUUUCCCUGUGUUAGUUUUAGUUAAGUUUUUUACCUUUCAAAACUUGAUGUAUAUAUAAAAAUACUUUUAGGUACCUGUAAAUCUGUGGCUUUAUGCAAAUUUUACAUGUUUUUUUAACGUUAUGUCUAAGUUCAGUCCAGUUUAAAUUUUUGCUUGGUGUCUGCCACUAAACUAUUGUAAUAUACUUAAAAGAAACCUUCUCUAGAAAUCCGAAUUUGAAUAUAAUAAUAAUUAUAAACAACAUGUACUAACCAGACCUACCUAUAAGUUUGUAGGUUUUGUGUCAUGUAUCUGUAUUAGUAUAGGAAAUAAUAAGUUUCCUCUAGCUAAACAAGAACUGUAUAUACUACCUUUCGGUUUGAACAUGUUAAUUCUGAUAGACAAAAUGAUGUGUAUUUUAUUUUACCUACUAUGUGAAAUUAAUUUUUUUAAAGUCGAUUAGAGUAAUAAUU